Molecule: messenger RNA, 2047 nt
Organism: Ictidomys tridecemlineatus (thirteen-lined ground squirrel)
Lineage: Eukaryota; Metazoa; Chordata; Mammalia; Rodentia; Sciuridae
Source: RefSeq, a predicted model, not a curated record
UCAAUGGCUAUUUGAGGGUCCGCAUUGGCGAGGCGGUGGGGCUGCAGCCAACCCGCUGGUCCCUGCGCCACUCGCUCUUCAAGAAGGGCUACCAGCUGCUGGACCCCUACCUGACAGUGAGCGUGGACCAGGUACGCGUGGGCCAGACCAGCACCAAGCAGAAGACCAACAAACCCACGUACAACGAGGAGUUCUGCGCUAACGUCACCGACGGCGGCCACCUUGAGCUGGCCGUAUUCCACGAGACACCCCUGGGUUGCGACCACUUUGUGGCCAACUGCACCCUGCAAUUCCAGGAGUUGCUGCGCACGGCUGGCACCUCGGACACCUUCGAGGGCUGGGUGGAUCUGGAGCCUGAGGGGAAAGUAUUUGUGGUAAUAACCCUCACAGGAAGUUUCACUGAAGCCACUCUCCAGAGAGACCGAAUCUUCAAACAUUUUACCAGAAAGCGCCAAAGGGCUAUGCGAAGGCGGGUCCACCAGAUCAACGGACACAAGUUUAUGGCCACAUACCUGAGGCAGCCCACCUACUGCUCUCACUGCAGAGAGUUCAUCUGGGGAGUAUUUGGGAAACAGGGUUAUCAAUGCCAAGUGUGCACCUGUGUCGUCCAUAAACGCUGCCAUCAUCUAAUUGUUACAGCCUGUACUUGCCAAAACAAUAUCAACAAAGUGGAUUCAAAGAUUGCUGAACAGAGGUUUGGAAUCAACAUCCCACACAAAUUCAGCAUCCACAACUACAAAGUGCCAACGUUUUGCCAUCACUGUGGCUCCCUGCUCUGGGGCAUGAUGCGAUAAGGACUUCAGUGUAAAAUAUGUAAAAUGAAUGUACAUAUUCGAUGUCAAGCAAAUGUGGCCCCUAACUGUGGGGUAAAUGCGGUAGAGCUUGCCAAGACCCUGGCAGGGAUGGGCCUCCAGCCUGGAAAUAUCUCUCCAACCUCGAAACUCGUUUCUAGAUCGACCCUAAGAAGACAGGGAAAGGAUGGCACCAAAGAAGGAAAUGGGGUUGGGGUUAAUUCUUCCAACCGAUUUGGUAUCGACAACUUCGAAUUCAUCCGAGUGUUGGGGAAGGGGAGUUUUGGGAAGGUGAUGCUUGCAAGGAUAAAAGAAACAGGAGACCUCUAUACUGUGAAGGUGCUGAAGAAGGAGGUGAUCCUCCAGGAUGACGAUGUGGAAUGCACCAUGACUGAGAAGAGGAUCCUGUCUUUGGCCCACAAUCACCCCUUCCUCACCCAGUUGUUUUGCUGCUUCCAGACCCCUGACCGCCUGUUUUUCGUGAUGGAGUUUGUGAAUGGCGGAGACUUGAUGUUCCACAUUCAGAAAUCCCAGCGUUUUGAUGAGGCACGGGCUUGUUUCUAUGCUGCGGAGAUCAUUUCUGCGCUCAUGUUCCUACAUGAAAAGGAAAUCAUCUAUCGAGAUCUGAAACUAGACAAUGUGCUGUUGGACCAUGAGGGUCACUGUAAACUGGCAGACUUCGGAAUGUGCAAGGAGGGGAUCUGUAAUGGCGUCACCACAGCCACAUUCUGUGGAACACCUGACUACAUUGCUCCAGAGAUCCUCCAGGAAAUGCUGUAUGGGCCUGCUGUGGAUUGGUGGGCCAUGGGUGUGUUGCUCUACGAGAUGCUCUGUGGUCAUGCACCCUUUGAGGCUGAGAAUGAAGACGACCUCUUUGAGGACAUCCUGAAUGAUGAGGUGGUCUACCCUACCUGGCUCCAUGAAGAUGCCACAGGGAUCCUAAAAUCUUUCAUGACCAAGAACCCCACCAUGCGCUUGGGCAGCCUGACUCAGGGAGGAGAGCAUGCUAUCUUGAGACAUCCUUUCUUUAAGGAAAUUGACUGGGCCCAACUGAACCAUCGCCAACUGGAACCACCCUUCCGACCCAGAAUCAAAUCCCGAGAGGAUGUCAGUAAUUUUGACCCUGACUUCAUAAAAGAAGAGCCAAUUUUAACUCCCAUUGAUGAGGGACACCUGCCUAUGAUUAAUCAGGAUGAGUUUAGAAACUUUUCCUAUGUGUCUCCAGAAUUGCAACCUUAGCCCUAUGGGGAGGGAAA